AUGGCAGAGCCAACGGGGACGACCUACUCAUACAAAGAGAACCAGACAGAGGUGGUAUCACCUGUAAUGUCGUUACCAAUCAUCGAGGCUUCUGUAAUCAUGACGGUGGUGGCCUUCUUCGCUUUGGUGGUCAAUUUGUACCUUCUUAACGUAGGUUGUUAGAUAUAAGCUUAUAUUGCGAAUAUUAUAUUGGCUUUUUAUAUAUACCUUCAUUUCAAAAGCAGAAAAUCAUUUUAAGUUUUAAAUAUUGUAGUAGACUUUUACAAUAUAAACCCAUCGUUAUAAAACUAAAAACAUUGAUUUAGUGUUCCCGAUACCUCCGCAAACCGAUCGGUGUCAAUCUGCGAUUAUGUGUCAGUUUAACAGCAUCUAAUGCAGCUUGUGCACAUUUCUACAUUUUAAGUAAUGUCAUCAACGUGCUGUUGCCUGCGGCCGUAAACUCGGAUGGUGUGAUAUCAAAUUGCUUCACUAUUUUAAUUGAGGUAAGAGUAAUCUCAAUGUUUUCAUGAUUAGCGUCUUAUAAACCUUAGCUUUAAUUAAUUAUCGGAGAUUAGCCCAGGUUUACAUGAUAACUCAUUAGAAAAGUAACUUAAUAACAACCUUCAACUUCCUUGUUACCUUUUUUAAAUAUUAACUUGAAAAAAAUUUAUUAAUUUUAAAAAUUUUAAGUUAAAAAUACUUUUCAGAUUUUAAAAAUUGGCACCUUCUUCGCUUCCGUAUUCACGUUACUUUCGCUAGCAUUAAACCAUUAUGUGGGUGUUGUGUACCCCCUUAGACGACAUGCCAUAACCUCAACAACAGUACGAGUAGCUAUCACUUUGGCUCAUUUUGUGCCAAUCAUGGCGUUCUUAACCUUAUUCACGGUGGUUCCUGGCGGAUUUAGAGCCGGUAAACCGUUCGCUUUCUUUUCUAAAGACGGAUGUCAAGGUGGAAAUAUCUUCAGUAAGUUAUUCUGUAUACUUUUUUGCUAUAAUUUUACACGUGCCAUCAAUUUAUUGCUUCGAAAUUAAAAAAUUUUAAGAAAUUAUGUAAAAUAUACCCUUUAAAAACCCAAAAAUUUAAAUUUUAGAGCGAUUUUCGGUUCGGAUAGCAAUCGCCUUGCCUUUCAUUGUGUUCGUACUUAUUAUUUCGGCAUUGUACAUACACAUACUCAUACACAUGCACUCAAAUACGACAGAUCCUAUACUUACAACUGCUCAUACAAAAGCAAAAAAGAAUUCUAACCGACGUCUGUUGAGUACAAUCAUGUUACUGGUCGGUUCGGCCGUGUUGGGUAAGUGAUUAAGGCACUUAAAGUAAACAAACAACAAUGACGAUACUUAAUUAUAGUAUUCAUGGACUUUUUCAAAACAAAAUUAAGGUUUUAAUGGUGUAAAACCAAAUUUAACCCAUCAAUUUUGGCAAAUUUGUGAUUAUUACAAAGUGAUAUUACAAAUUAAAAUUACAAAAUUCAAAUUUCCCGCCAAAAUGAGUUAUUUUUUGUAAAUUUUAAUACCAGCAAAGCUUGUCACAAUAACUUUGUUUACCUCCUCAAGUACUUUAUCACUUCAGGAUGGCUGCCAACUUUGAUGCAAUAUAUCCUCUUCUGUCCCGGCUGUGUUUUCCAGCUUCAACUGACACACGGCUUCUAUGUGAGUGUCAUUUCGCAGCUGGUGAAUGUCCUCAAACUACUGGCAGACGCUUUCAUUUAUGCCAACCGGCUAAUCGAAAUCAGAUACGCCAUGUGGAUGUUUCAUCGCAAUGUUCUGAGCGGUAUUACAGGUAGGCUUUGACUUUCGAAACUUAUCUUUAAAAAAAAUUGAAAUUUCAAAAAAAAUUUUAAACAUUUUUUUAACAAAUAUGAAAGCAAGUAAUCUACUACAACAUCCCAAUAUACUAUCCUAUAAAAAACAUCCUUUCAGGCAAAUCCAGCCAAACAGAACCGCCAGCCGAGUUCGCACGCUACAUCAAGAGCACGACCGCAUAUCACACUCUACAGAGCACAACCAGAUUCAUGAACAAACGCAACAACUCCAGCGACUACAAUCAAGCCAACGAAGUCAGCAACGGCAACUUAAACAAAGCUUUAGUGAAGACGUGA
This is a messenger RNA of Bursaphelenchus okinawaensis, 2080 nucleotides long. The record is from the annotation of a GenBank genome assembly. Lineage: Eukaryota; Metazoa; Nematoda; Chromadorea; Rhabditida; Aphelenchoididae.